AUGGGGACUGACUCUAUCAGUCAGCUGGGCAUCCAGGUGACUGCCCCCAAUCCGUUUUAUUCUCUUAGGGUAGAAACGGAAGACUGCAAAGUUGACUUGUCAUUUCUAAUUGACGGGAGUUCAGGCAUUGGCAAACGUCGAUUCCGAAUCCAGAAACAAUUCCUGACUGAUGUUGCCCAAGCUCUUGACAUUGGUCCUGCCGGCCCACUGAUGGGUGUUGUUCAAUAUGGAGACAACCCUGCUACCCAGUUUAACCUCAAGACUCACAUGAAUUCCUGGGAUCUGAAGACAGCCAUAGAGAAAAUUACCCAGAGAGGAGGGCUUUCUAAUGUAGGCCGGGCCAUCUCGUCUGUGACCAAGAACUUCUUUUCCAAAGCUAAUGGAAACAGAGGCACCGCUCCCAACGUGGCUGUGGUGAUGGUGGACGGCUGGCCCACAGACAAGGUGGAGGAGGCCUCAAGGCUCGCAAGAGAGUCAGGAAUCAACAUUUUCUUCAUCACCAUUGAAGGUGCUGCUGAAAAGGAGAAGCAGUAUGUGGUGGAGCCCAACUUUUCAAACAAGGCUGUGUGCAGAACAAACGGCUUUUACUCACUCAAUGUGCAGAGCUGGCUCAGCCUCCACAAGACCGUGCAGCCCCUGGUGAAGCGAGUCUGUGACACCGACCGUCUGGCUUGCAGCAAGACCUGCCUAAACUCAGCAGACAUUGGCUUCAUCAUUGACGGCUCCAGCAGCGUGGGGACAGGCAACUUCCGCACGGUUCUCCAGUUUGUGGCCAACCUCAGCAGAGAGUUUGAGAUUUCAGACACAGACACACGCAUCGGGGCUGUGCAGUACACCUACGAGCAGCGGCUGGAGUUUGGGUUCGACCAGUACAGCUCCAAGUCCGACAUCCUCAAUGCCAUCAAGAGGGUGGGGUACUGGAGCGGGGGCACCAGUACGGGGGCUGCCAUCAACUACGCCCUAGAACAGCUCUUCAAGAAGUCCAAGCUCAACAAGAGGAAGCUAAUGAUCCUCAUCACUGACGGGAGGUCCUACGAUGAUGUCCGAAUACCAGCCAUCACUGCCCAUCACCAGGGUGAGCCCAUCUCCCGACUAGUCUGGGGCUGAGCGUCUUUCCAAGGCUUGGCAGGCCAGGGGGACAAGAAAGGGGCUGUCUUUAUGCACUGGUUUUGUCUGCCACUUAAAUGUUCAAAACCAUAGGGAGAGCAUUCGGGGUGGAGUCAAACACUGCAGGCCCCACUGAGUGGUGAAAAAGGAACACGGUGGGGAGCGUCCAGGUAGUUUCCAAACUGCCAUGGCGAAUGCCAAGGCCUGCAGGUGAUGGGGAACAUUCACCCUCCCCUUUACAUCCUGCAUCCUGAGGUGUUGCACACGAAGGUGUGACACAUUAAAAAAAAACUUGACUCAUUACUUUAAUCUCUACUGAAGAUCCCCAAACUGUGUUGGAAAUAUGAAGAAAACUAAUGUUUUCAAAAAAAAGCACUACUUUUGUAAGCAGCUGCUAACCAGAUGUUAGGGAUUCUGGAGAGACCUCAAAGAAAGUGUCCUUCAAAAUAUUUAAAGAGAUAUUUCCAUAUGUAGGAUUGCAUGAGUGCAACAGGAAGCCUAAAAACGUGAAAAAUAAACAAAAU
This is a messenger RNA of Manis javanica (Malayan pangolin), 1631 nucleotides long. The record is from RefSeq and is a predicted model, not a curated record. Lineage: Eukaryota; Metazoa; Chordata; Mammalia; Pholidota; Manidae.